UAAGCGGCGCAUAGAAUUGCUGCCGUUGCUCUUCAUUAGAUUGCAUUGGACUCGAUACGCAGAGGCGGCCUCUUCUGCCGGUCUGCGGAUGUCCUGCCGUGUGCCGUGUGCUGGCAUAGCCUAGGUCCUGGGUGGAUCGCCUCAUUACUUCAAAUACGGCGGUGUCCGCCCGAUUUAAUUAUGCCGUCGCCCGACAACUGGCCGCCAUCCUCCGGAUUCCCAGGCGUAGCAUCGGCCCCGGUUAUAAUUCAAAACCGGACAACGCACCGGCCAGAGGCUCAGUUGCCAUUUGUCCGCCGUGUGAACUGGACCAGAGAUCGCCAGAAACUAGGAGACCGAAUCACUAAGGAUAUCCAGGAUGUUGUCGCCAGUGUCCUCGGUGGGUGUCACUCCCAGGAGCUGGACCCUGUGCGGUGCCGUGCUCCUCUUCGUCCUGCCGAUGAUCCCCAUGCCGGAGGCUCUGCAGCACACCGAGGAGGGUCUGGAACUCCUCUUUCGGGAGCGUUCCCAAUCGGACUGGGAGAAUGUGUGGCACCAGGAGACCCAUUCCCGUUGUCGGGACAAGCUCGUCCGGCAAUUGUACUGGGCCUGUGAAAAGGACAUCUACCGCCUGACGCGACGCAACAAGAAAAGGACAGGAAAUGACGAGUCCUGGAUCAAGAAGACCUCCAAAGACCCCAAUGGCUCCACCUGGUUGCACGUGAACUUCGCCAACAUGUUCCUGCGGAGUCGCCGCUCGGACGCCCCCUCGAUCACGAACGAGUGCUGCUCGAAGCCGGGCUGCACCUGGGAGGAGUACGCCGAGUACUGUCCGUCCAACAAGCGGCGGAACCACUACUAACCGGACGAUAUCCUUCCUCCGAAUAUCCAUUAAUGCGUAAAUCUAAAUAUUCGAUCGCUUUUUUUUGUGGCUGUUGUGGGUGUUGGUGUUGGUGUUGAUGUUCUUGUUGUGGUGCGAAAAUAAACAAUAAAAAUACAAUUUUUUGGGUUCACACAAAAAAAAGAAACACUUUACUAAUGGUAGACUAUUUUUUACACUAUUUGGGAGUUAGUUUCUACUACAGACUAGGGUCUACGACAACGAGAGGGGAAGACACAAGCAGAAGGGACUUUGUAACAUUAUUUUCGGAAAAGUUGUUUUCAAAUUCCAUGAGUUCUUAAUCACAGAUUAUAACAGUUUCAUUCAACGAACUAUAAUCCUUCUUCAAUCAUUUCAUUUGGUUUAUAUAAUAUUCUUUUUUAUAUUUUUGUAAUUAACGCACAUCGAUAAUGGUAGAAAGUUCAAAUUCCAUUUAUAAGUCUGAUAUAAUAUUUGGAGCUUAGGCUACACAUUGGUUAUAGAUUUAAUAUUUGAGCUUAACUUAGGUUACAACAAUUAUACUUAGUUAGUACAUUUGUAUUAAAAAAAAAAAAUUACUUUGGUAAUUACAUUUUAAUUAACAAUUUUAGCUAGGUUUCUAAAUCCAAAAAAAAAAAUAAAAUUAAACUAAGUUCCUAGGGAAGGUUAAUUCGGAAAUUCAAAAA
This is a messenger RNA of Drosophila ananassae, 1524 nucleotides long. It is a transcript of the gene Ilp7, whose product is annotated as probable insulin-like peptide 7. Bases 359 to 841 code for a protein of 160 amino acids. The record is from RefSeq and is a predicted model, not a curated record. The transcript has 3 exons. Lineage: Eukaryota; Metazoa; Arthropoda; Insecta; Diptera; Drosophilidae.